UGCUUGCCGGAAUACAGCUUGUGAGCUCACAACAUGGACCCAUAUGUCCCCUCAGUAAGUGUUUUCAGUUCCAAAUUUUUUGUUGCACCUACAGAACACACAAUUUUGAACUGAACCCAACUUAUUUAACGAACUCGUCUUCGCCGUUUCUUGUCGCAGACGGAUGGAAACGUAAAUUCGUCCACCUCCAACCCUUUUCCCAGCAUGACCCAACCAGUACCACCAACGUGCAAGCACGCCCAAUGGAAUCCACAUGAGAACCGGAUUUUCAUUGCCGCGUGCGAGACGGUGAUAGCCGACGGUCACCGUAACGGAAAGUGCUUCACAAAACACGGAUGGGACCAACUCAUCCGUUUGUUCAAUUCGAACUCCGGUCACUGUUGGAUGAAGCAGCAGCUGAAGAAUCAUUGGGAUGGUCUUCGAACGAAACACAAACGUCUGAUGGAGCUUAUUCACGGUACUGGAGUGGAGUACAUCUCCAAAACGGGAUAUAUUGCUGCUUCCGACGACUGGUGGGAGAGAAAGAUGAAGGAAAAUAAGGACUACAAAGAAUUCAAAGGCAAAGACUGCAGGGAGGUGUACAGCCUCAAGGUGCUAUUCGAGGAUGCAUAUGACAACGAUAAGUAUGCAGUCACACCCUCAACAAUGUGCAGGACAAGCUUCUCCAUGUUCGAAGAUAGUGGACUCGAGGACCUACGCGACAGUCAACCGCUUGACGAGGAAGGCACCGGGUCAAGUGAUGAGAGCGAGAAAACAGAAUUGGCUGGAUCCAGUGCGGACAUGUCGAGGCCGCAAAGUGGGGAUAAACGUAGGUUUGGCGGCAAUAGCAAAAAAGGUAAGAGAGCAAAAAUGUCCGUCUCGGAUGUAUCGGACGCUGUUAACCGUGCUUCCACUGCCAGUGAAAAGGUAACAGCUACAAUCAACAAUUUGCUGGGUCCUAAUGUUCCAGACGCGCAGACGCUCAUGAACGAGAUGUUGUCGACUGGCCGACUGCACAAGAAAACUGAUAUGUACUUCUGGACGUUGAGCUUCUUGUCACCGAGGCGUAAUAGGGAGAUACUUGCAAUGCAGGAAGACGCGAACGACAAACUAGACUGGGUCGAGUGGAGCUGGCUGGAGCACAGAAAGGCUCAUCCGAAGUGAAAUCUGCGGUACAGAAAAUUUUCCCCUUACAGCAGUUUUAUGUAGACAUUUUUAAUUGUGUGUUGUUUUUUCAUUUUCAU
Olea europaea var. sylvestris is the source of this 1223-nucleotide messenger RNA. Its product is annotated as L10-interacting MYB domain-containing protein-like. NCBI's taxonomy places the organism in Eukaryota, Viridiplantae, Streptophyta, Magnoliopsida, Lamiales, Oleaceae. The coding region runs from base 205 to 1143 and encodes 312 amino acids. The transcript has 2 exons. The record is from RefSeq and is a predicted model, not a curated record.